UGUCCUUUCCUGAUUGGGACACUGGAAUCCAGUCAGGUGCUGUUCUUUAGGCUAUAGUGUGGUAAACACAAGACUGAUGCACACCACAGCCUUCUUCAGCGGAGGGACAACUGUAGGCAGAGGAGAAGUAUGCCGAGGUACACAGUGCAUGUCCGAGGGGAAUGGCUAGCAGUGCCUUGCCUAACUGGUGCUAACACGGUGAGAUGGCUGGGGAAGGAAGCUGUGAGACGUUACAUGAAAAACAAGCCUGAUAAUGGGGGCUUUGCCUCAGUGGAAGAAGUGAAAUUCUGUGUUCAGAGGUGCAAAAGCUUUGGCUUGCUGGAUCUUGAUGAUACUUUGGACAACACACUAGAGGACAACGAGUUUGUUGAAGUUGUUAUAGAAGGAGAUGUAAUGUCUUCAGAUUUCAUUGCAUCUAAGCUAGAGGGAGUUGAUUUAUAUAGCAAAUAUCAAGAACCAGAAAAGUAUAUUUAUUUAGAUGGGAACAGUUUAACACCAGAGGACCUGGUCAAUUUAGGAAAGGGGCUCUACAAGAUCAAGCUCACACCUGAAGCUGAAGCUAAAGUCAGACAAUCAAGAGAAGUGAUUGAAAGAAUUGUAAAAGAACAGACUGUUGUUUAUGGAAUCACCACUGGCUUUGGGAAGUUUGCUCGAACAGUUAUUCCAACUAGUAAACUCAAGGAACUUCAAGUGAAUUUAGUUCGAUCACAUUCCGCAGGUGUCGGGAAGCCUUUGAUCCCAGAGAGAUCUCGCAUGCUUUUAGCUCUCAGGAUCAAUGUCUUAGCAAAAGGAUACAGUGGAAUUUCACUGGAAACUCUCCAGCAAGUUAUUGAAGCAUUUAAUGCAUCGUGCCUGCCUUAUAUCCCCGAGAAAGGAACGGUUGGAGCCAGUGGAGACUUAGCCCCUCUUUCUCAUCUUGCUUUGGGGUUCAUAGGAGAAGGGAAGAUGUGGUCCCCAAAGAGUGGCUGGGCUGAUGCUAAAUAUGUGCUGCAAGCCCAUGGCCUGAAACCGAUAACCUUGAAACCAAAGGAGGGUCUGGCUCUUAUCAACGGAACCCAAAUGAUCUCCUCUCUGGGAUGUGAAGCAGUGGAACGAGCCAGCGCUAUUGCUAGGCAAUCAGACAUAGUUGCUGCACUAACACUUGAAGUCCUGAAGGGUACAACUAGAGCCUUUGACACUGAUAUCCAUGCAGUGCGUGCCCAUCGGGGGCAGAUUGAAGUGGCAUUCCGAUUUAGGUCGCUUUUAGACUCUGACCAUCAUCCAUCAGAAAUAGCAGAGAGUCACAGAUUUUGUGACAGAGUUCAGGAUGCAUAUACACUGCGCUGUUGCCCUCAGGUCCACGGUGUGGCGAAUGACACGAUAGCUUUUGUAAAGGACAUAAUCACGACUGAAAUUAACAGUGCAACGGACAAUCCUAUGGUUUUUGCUGAAAGGGGAGAGAUCAUUUCUGGAGGAAAUUUUCAUGGUGAAUACCCUGCAAAGGCUCUGGACUACCUGGCAAUUGGUGUCCAUGAACUUGCUGCAAUUAGUGAAAGAAGGAUUGAAAGACUAUGCAACCCAUCUCUCAGUGAGCUGCCUGCAUUUCUAGUCACCGAAGGGGGUCUAAAUUCUGGUUUCAUGAUUGCUCACUGCACAGCAGCGGCCCUGGUUUCUGAGAAUAAAGCCUUGUGCCACCCCUCUUCUGUGGAUUCUCUCUCAACCAGUGCUGCUACAGAGGACCAUGUGUCCAUGGGCGGAUGGGCUGCACGAAAAGCAUUAAAAGUUAUUGAACAUGUUGAACAAGUGUUGGCCAUUGAACUUCUUGCAGCCUGCCAGGGCAUUGAGUUCCUACGCCCCCUGAGAACAACCACCCCAUUGGAGAAAGUCUAUGACCUUGUGCGCUCUGGUGUAAGGCCUUGGCUAAAGGAUCGCUUCAUGGCCCCAGACAUUGAGGCGGCUCACAGGCUGCUUGUGGAGCAGAAGGUUUGGGAAGUAGCUGAACCUUACAUUGAAAAAUAUAGACUGGAGCAUAUUCCUGAAUCAAGACCUGUUUCACCCACAGCCUUUUCUCUGGAUUCAUUGAGAAUGAAUAAAUGUGUUGGGACUGAUCACAGUGAUCAGAAUGAACUUUAAUGUGCUAUGAAGUCUGGUAGCUAGAAAAUCCUUUCCAGUGCUUUCUUUGAUGGAGAUUGUUUUAUGAUGAUACAACAUGGUUUCUUCCUAGGAUAUAAAGGAAGCGUGUAUAGGUAGUUGUCUCACCUGUAAAAAGAUGGUGUCAAAUUGUAGAGUGGAUUAGAUUGAAUAUACUGAUGAUCUAAUUUAAACAAUGGUCUAGAUACACCAUUGGUACAACUCCAUUGACUUCAGUGGACUUGCGCCUGCUAAUGCUGGCCCUGAAUUUGGCCAAAUGAGAUCAAACAUGAAGCAAUCAGUUUAAUUAGAAAUGCAUCAAAUCUUAGUCCUUAAUUAGGCAAAACUUCCACUGAAGCCAAUGGGAGUUUAGCCUAAAAACUGCUUGAUUUGGCCUAAUAUCCUUAUUUACAAAAAAAAUAUGUGGAAUGGACACAUUAUAUAGUACGGAGCUGGCUAACUGCAAUGGCAGAAUAUUACUGGGGUUACCUUUUCCUUACUGAUUUAAAAAGCAAACAAACUAUGAUAUUCCUAUAAAAAGUAAAUUCUUCAUGUGAAUAAUCCUGGCUAUUUAUGAAUAUGUAAUCCACCCACUCUGCAGCUGGUAAGAUAAGUUUGCAUUAAUGUCAGCUGGAGGGAGCUGUGUUG
Molecule: messenger RNA, 2757 nt
Organism: Chelonoidis abingdonii (Abingdon island giant tortoise)
Lineage: Eukaryota; Metazoa; Chordata; Testudines; Testudinidae
Gene: HAL
Product: histidine ammonia-lyase
Biological process (GO): L-histidine catabolic process
Cellular component (GO): cytoplasm
Molecular function (GO): histidine ammonia-lyase activity
Source: RefSeq, a predicted model, not a curated record